This is a messenger RNA of Drosophila innubila, 6360 nucleotides long. RefSeq lists its product as uncharacterized. The record is from RefSeq and is a predicted model, not a curated record. NCBI's taxonomy places the organism in Eukaryota, Metazoa, Arthropoda, Insecta, Diptera, Drosophilidae.
AUUCUUGGUGCGUUUUUAAAUUAUUUAUAGUUUAUAAUUAAAACACCUGCAAAACAGUAGUAACAACAACUGGCUACUCAGAUUCGGCAAUUUAGCUGAGUAGCCCGUGUGUGUUUAGCUUUACGCACAACGUAUCGUGAGUAUUUCGCAAAAAUGUUACUGUCUGUCAUUGCGAAAUUUUCAGAAGCAGACAGAACGGCAGCAACAACAACAACAACGAUAACAAGAAAAAACAGUAGUAGUCUUUAAAAGACAGUAAAAUAGUACGCACGAGUGUGUAAUUAAUUGCAAAGCAAUCAAUUAAAAUAUAUCAAAGAGUCAUAGUUUUAUUCAUGCAGCAACAGUAGCUGUGAGUAGAAAUCAAUUUAACCUGUUGGAAGACGUUGAAUUGCAAAGCUGCGUGAACAGCUGCGUUGCGACUUCAAUUACUGCGUCGUAGGCGUUGGAGUGAGCAGCAGCAGCGACAGCGACAGAGAAAACAAUAAAAAUAAAAGCCUAGCAACAAAGACGCCAAAAAGGGGAAGCAAUGGAAAUGCGUGAGGUGCUCAGUCGGGAGGGGCGAGAGGCAAAGAAUUUGCUCGUCUACCAGUUUUGCGAUGAGACAAGCUCAAAUAAUUUAAACACAAGCGGAGGCGCCGACGUUGGCGUUGGCGUUGGCAGAGACGGCGGCGUCGUAGUCAAUGGUGACUGUUACUCGUCGCCCACAUGCCGCAAGCCGCCAGUUGCGCCGCCAAAGUCACCAAACGGCAUACAGACACCCAAACACUGCCAAUCGCCAACGACAAUGCGCUCCAAGAUGAGGAACAACAGCAGCAACCACAGCAGUAACAUCGGAGGCGGAGGCGGAGGAGGAGGAGGGAACAGCAGUGGACCACGUGUCCGCAGCGCCUCAACGGGACGAGACAAGAAAUCGGAGCUGCAGGCACGCUAUUGGGCCCUGCUCUUUGGCAAUCUGCAACGUGCCGUCAAUGAGAUUUAUCAGACAGUCGAAUGUUAUGAGAACAUAUCCAGUUGCCAGGAGGCCAUCCUUGUGCUCGAGAACUAUGUGCGUGACUUUAAGGCGCUCAGCGAAUGGUUCAAGGUCAGCUGGGACUAUGACUCUCGUCCGCUUCAGCAGCGUCCCCAGAGUCUCGCCUGGGAGGUGCGCAAGAGCAAUCCCACACCGCGUGUGCGCACAAAGAGUCUGUGCAGUCCAACGGCAUCGGGCAAAUCGAGUCCCUUGCUCUUCCCCUGCAACUCGGGCAAAACGUCGCCCUGCUGCGAUGGACAUGUGUCGCCCAAGAAGCUGCUGCGUGCUUAUGACCAGUUGCCGCGAGGCGCCAUGCGUGUCAAUGUAAGAGAACUCUUUGCGGCCAAUAAACGCUCCACUCAAGACUGCUCCAACUCGGACACAUCGCUGAAUACGAAUAACUUGGAGCCGGCAGCAUCGCAGUUAGACUUAAACUCCGAUAAAUCGUAUGUACAGCUGAGCACACAAUACUCACAGACAGAUCUCGAGGAUCCGCAUCUUACGCUGGCCGAUGUGCGUGAAAAGAUGCGACGAGAGGCUGCCGAAAGGGAGGCAGCUGCAAGGGAGGCAGAGCAAAAGGAGGCAGCUGCAAAGGAGGAAGCUGAAAAGGAGGCCAAGGAAAAGGAGGCAGCUAAAAAUUUGGCGGCUCAAAAGGCAGAUGAAGCUACAGUGGAGGAAACAAAAAAAAGGCCUCUGGAGCCACAGCCAACAACCACAGAUGGAGACACAGCAGUUGAGCCGAAGUUGAUCGUAGAGCAACCACUGCCAAUUGAACCAAUCGUUGCUGUUGUGGAGCCCACAGCUCUGCAGUUGACCGUCUCCCGCUUGGAUGCCAUGGAGAAUGUCUUGCUAAGCGCACAGGCCAACAAGGAGCCAACACCACCCAGCACACUGCUCAAACCGGUGGCUCAGUUGCCGGAGAACACAAAGAAACCACAGUCACUGGCCAAUCUGAGUGCAGGGAACGUCAUGCAAAAUAGUCCCUUGAAAUACUCCAGCGUAUUGAAUCGUCCAGCUGCAACACGUGGUGGCAAUCAAAAGACGACAAACACACAACAGGCAGCAGCUGGUGGUGCAACAACUUGUGCAGCGCCAGUCAACAGCAAAGUGGCUACUAGUAAACCAAGCUUGGCCAAAACGACUGUUCCAGUUAACGGCUUGCGACGCAGCAAUAAUAAUUCGAAUGUGAACAACAACAACAAUAACAACAACAAUGUGAAGCCAGUUGGAGCACGUACCACACGCACCGUUGUGCCGCCGCGUCCCUCUAGCAAAACUGAAUGUUAUGGGCCGCCAAGUAAUGUGGCUUCCAGACUCUCGGCACGCUCACGGACCAUGCUGGACAUGAAUGGCAAUGCGGUGGCAGCUGUGCCGGCUCCAAAGCCCUUAGCGAAGCGAACACGCAGCACAUUGUUGACCUCAUCGGGGGUUGGUAAGCGUGUGAGCCUUCCCAGCGUGAGAUUAAGCUCAGGCGAAGACAUUGCCAGCUCCACAUCGACACUUAAGGCCAGCAAUGAACAAUUGAGCAGCUCACGCAGCACUAUUAAGUUGGAUGAUAGACAUUCCGAGCCCAAGCAGCUGGUGGAUGCCAAUGAUGGCUGGCUGACAGUCAAGAAUCGACGCAGGAGCAGCAUGCACUGGGCGAAUCGCUUUAAUCAGCCCACGGGAUAUGCCAGUCUGCCAACUCUGGCUCUUCUCAACGAGCAGAAGGAGGAGAAGGACAAGCAACAGCGUGAAAAGGCAAAGACAGCUAAUCCGAAAGCCAUGAUCAUCAUUAAGGCUCCUCCUACGGAGUCCAAACCGAAAGCCACCAAUAAAGCAGCUAAAGCUGUGGCGCCUCCAACAACCAGACCCGAGAUUAAGAAUGCCAAAGCCAAGGUUAAUUCAUUUCCAGCGCAGCGUUCAGCUGCCAACAUAAAGAGACAAGACAAAGACAAAGAAAAGGACACUGAUAAAGAUAAGGACCAGGAUAAAGACAAGGAUAAGCUCAAGGAUAAAGACAAGUUGAAGACGACAACAGCAUCAGCCCGCAGCAAUAGUAACUGCAACUCCAACUCCAGCUCCAGCACAGCGGCAACUUCUUUAAAUGGACGCACUUCCACCAUCAAGCGUCAGAAAUCGGAUCUCACAGGACUCAAGAUGACGUCCUUGCACAAGGAGUACAUGCGCAGCGAAAAGAAUGCUUUACGCAAGCAACAGAAGGAACAAAAGGAGCAGAGCAAUCACAACAACAGCAGCUCAUCUGGCAGCAAUUGUGAGUCUAAUAAUGACGAUCACAAUAAGAUAGACAUCAAGAUACAAACCAACUGUGAGUUCUCCAAGACUAUUGGGGAGCUCUACGAGAGCAUUGCCCGAUGCAAGCUGCCCAAUGGAUGUGUGAAGUCGGUUUCCUCCAUGCUGAGUGCGUGCGAUGAGAAUGACGAACAGAAUGCCGAUGAUGGAGAAGAGGAACGCAAUGAACGCAUCCUGGUGGAGGUACAGGAAUCGUUGGAGCGUCAGAUACGUGAAUUGGAGAGCACAGAGAUUGAUGUGGACACCGAGACGGAUGAAACAGACUGCGAGGUGCAGAUGGAGGAGAACGAGGAUGGCGCUGAACUGGGACUCGACGAUGCUGGCGUCUUUGUUACAAUGAGCGAUGAUGAGAAUGCGAGCCUGGAGCUGCGUUAUCAGGCGUUGCUCUCGGAUAUGUCCUGGAACGAGCGUGCCGAGGUCCUGGCCACAUUGCAAGCAUACGUGGCACGUCAUCCUGGACGGGCACAGGAGUUGCAUCAGAAGUUGUCGUCGCCAUCGCGUCGUCGUUCGUUGCAGGAGACACUUAAGAAGUAUCAGGCGAAGCAGGCGCGGGCGCAUCAGAAACGGGCAUUGUUGCAACAGGAGAAGGCCGCCAAGUUGCAACAAUUGUUUGUGCGCGUCGAGGAUGUGAAGGCGGCCAAGAAGCAGCUCAUUGAGGACAAGCGUCAAAAGAUGGAGGGACGCCUGCAACGUGCCGCGGAGAAUCGCGAGCUAUACCUUCGUCAAAUCAUUGAGAAGGCGCAUGACGAGGACAAGAAACUCAAGGAGAUUAACUUUAUCAAGAACAUUGAAGCGCAGAACAAGCGUCUGGAUUUACUCGAGUCCUUCAAGGAGACAGAGGGACGCUUGCAGGAUCUGGAGCAGGAGCGUCAGAAGCGCGUCGAGGAGAAAGCAGCCAAAGAAGCCGCCGUGGAACGUCGUCGUCAAGCACUCGAAAAGGAGCGUCUGCUGAAGCUAGAGAAGAUGAACGAGACGCGGUUGGAGAAGGAACAACGCAUCGGAAAAAUGCAGGAGCAGAAGGAGCGACAACGUCAGGCGCUCGCACGUGAAAAGGCACGAGAUCGGGAGGAGCGUCUGCUCGCGUUGCAAGUGCAACAGCAACAGACCGCCGAGGAGCUGCAACGGAAGAUACAACAGAAGCAACUGGAGUCGGCGAGACGCCACGAGGAGAAUAUCGAGCACAUUCGCCAACGGGCUCUGGAGCUAACCAUGCCCAGCACACGACAGCAGGACGAAGCACGCGGGGAUCAGGAGGAUGAGCUUUUCAAUGGGAAUACCACGAGCACCACUAACGACGACUGUGAUCUAUCCUCCACGUUGUCCGACUUGGGAGGCGUCAGCGGCAGUCGAGAGCAUUCCCGCAGCUAUAAAAAGAAGAUGAAGAAGCUAAAGCAGCGCAUGAGCCAGUGUGCCGGCGAAUACUUGUCCACCAUGGAGACACUGCCCAUCCAUUUGAAGCGAGACAGCAGCGUGCCCAAACUGCUGAAUCUGGUGAUGAAAGGAGGAGGUGCACAGGGAUUGGAUCGUACAUUGGGCAACUUGCUAAGAAUGAUACCAAAGGCACAGACCUAUGACUUCCAGGCAUUCCUCAACAUGGACGGCCUUGGCGUGUUGGCCAGUCAUGUCAUCAGCAGGGGCUUGGAGGAGAAUACCGAGAUCUCAAAAAAAUCCCUCACACUCGCCGUGCAGUUGUAUCGCAAUGCAUGCUCCGUUUGUCCACAGAUUGCACGACAUGCUCUUUUGGGUAACUCCAUUGCAGCGCUCUUCGAUGCCAUCUCCAAGAGUUUCCAGUUACCCGAAGAAAAAUCACCACAACAUCCGGUCGAGUUAUCCACGGAGCUAAUGCUGGCAUGCACCGAGGCGCUAUCAACGAGCUAUGUAAAGAAAAACACCCACCCUAAAGUACCGGAACGCCUACCGGACAUGAUAAACUAUGCGGUGAUCACAGGAUUAAUUGGAAUGCUAUCGCGUCGUUGCAUGAAGGUGCGCGAGUCCAUUGAGCAGAAUCAAAGCGUCAUGUUGAGCCUGUUGACCACGUUGGGAUUCCUCACCCGUUUCAUUGAUGUUUGUCCGCCAGGACCUGCUGAUCCCACACGUUUGCUGAGCACUGCCAAAUCCACAGAGCUCUUUGGCACCGUCUCAAUGUUGGCUGGCUGUGUGGUGCCCAUAGGUGAAUGCAUUCCUCCGCGCACGACCGCCUUGGCGGCAUCGACUUUUAAUCUUUACGUGUCGCUGGCUUCGGUGGAUGUGAACACUUUUCAGGAGGUGCUUUCGGUUGAGGGUCCAUUGUCGCUGAAGUUGUUGGAUGUGAUGACCAUAAUAUUGAACUAUAGCGUUAGUCGAACGAUCGAUACAAAGAGUGGCGAGAGCUCCACAAUGUUGAUAGAUUUGAUAGCAUCGCUGGCGUUCUUCAGCGUCAACAAUCGUCGGCAUCAGGACCUUCUCAUAUCGGAACAGUUUGCGGUGAUCUUCAAGAGUUUGGCCAAGCUGUCGAUUGAGUUUAAUCCGGUGAUUUAUCCUUUUCUGGUCACCAUAUGCUAUAACAAUGCUCCAGCCAGGCAGCUCAUAUCACGUGACUUUGAUCUAGGGUUCCUCGAUGAAUACAGCAAAUCGGAGGCGGCCAAGCGAAAUCGUUUAAUUCAAAUGAUGCACAACAAUAAGAAUAGCAACCAGAAUAAGAAUAAUGGCAACAACAACAACAACAACCAGCAGCAGCAAAACAGAGCCUAAUUCUCCAUCUCCCUCUUGUUUUACCUAUCGCUCUCUGCCAGUGUGUGUGUGUGUGCACAUCUCUCCCACAAAGUGAUAUUAUUUUCAAAGAAAAUCAAAAAAAAAAAAACAAACUCAAAACAUUCGCAAGGGAAAUUUGCUGAUAAAUGAAAAAGCUAAAUGAUUUAUAAUAUUUUAACAAAUAAUUUAUAAUCAAAAAGAUACUUAAAUCUAUAUAUAUAUAUAGUAUAUAUAUAUAAAUAUAUCGUAUAAUAGAAAUAACGCCUUAUGUUUAAAAUCUCAACUCACAAAUCACAUUCACAUUCAGAACAAUAAGAAACAACAAACAA